Molecule: messenger RNA, 5136 nt
Organism: Hemicordylus capensis (graceful crag lizard)
Lineage: Eukaryota; Metazoa; Chordata; Lepidosauria; Squamata; Cordylidae
Gene: PHF20L1
Product: PHD finger protein 20 like 1
Exons: 21
Coding region: 186-3206 (1006 amino acids)
Biological process (GO): regulation of transcription by RNA polymerase II
Cellular component (GO): NSL complex
Source: RefSeq, a predicted model, not a curated record
AGGCGGGGCUAGGCGGAGGGGGUGAUGGGGCUCUCCGAGGAGGAAGCGGGGGGGCCGAGGCGGCUCCGGCGGCGCGGCUGACCGACCUUCCCCGGCGGUGGACCGAGCGGGCGGCCCGUCCCCGCCGAGGCCCGGGCGGGGCUGGUGGUGGCCGAGCUAACAAGAGAGGAAUAGAAACUGUCAAGAUGAGCAGAAAGCCUCCAAAUCGUCCUGGGAUCACAUUUGAGAUUGGUGCUCGUUUGGAAGCACUGGAUUACCUACAAAAAUGGUAUCCUUCACGCAUUGAGAAGAUAGAUUAUGAAGAGGGGAAGAUGCUUGUCCACUUUGAACGCUGGAGUCAUCGUUAUGACGAAUGGAUUUAUUGGGACAGCAAUCGGUUGCGGCCCCUUGAACGGCCAUCGCUGAGGAAAGAAGGUCUAAAAGAUGAUGAUGAAUUUAUUGAUUUUAAACCUGGAGAGGAGGUUCUAGCUCGUUGGACAGACUGUCGAUACUAUCCUGCAAAGAUCGAAGCAAUUAACAAAGAAGGCACCUUCACUGUACAGUUUUACGAUGGAGUGAUUCGGUGUCUCAAAAGGAUGCAUGUCAAAUCUAUGCCUGAAGAUGCCAAAGGGCAGGCGCGUGAGAGGGAGCAGAUAGCGUCGGAGCUGAGAUUAGUGACGGAUAACGAGCCACAUAAAGAUUGGAUAGCUUUGGUCAAAGCUGCAGCUGUGGCAGCAGCCAAAAACAAAGCAGGAGUUAAACCGCGGACCAGUGCAAACAGCAAUAAGGACAAAGAGGAGAAAAAAUGGUUUAAAGUACCUUCAAAGAAGGAAGAAACUUCAACCUCCACAAUUGUCCAGGAAGUCCAGAAGAAGGAAGAACAGCCUACGUCCAGUGAGACAUUUGGAUUCCCUCUAGUGGACGUCCCAAAGAUUGCCUUUGUACAGGCAGCGAAUACAUUAACACACAAGAGGAAAAAUAAUCUAGGCAACUCCUUUCAGGCAAAGCGGGCUCGUCUUAACAAGAUCACUGGGUUGUUGGCUUCCAAAGCUGUUGGCGCUGAUGGUGCUGAAAAAAAGGAAAGCAACAAAGAAGCAGCUCCAGUCUUGGAGCAGGAGAUAUCACCUAAGCCUCAAAGUCAGAAAAAAAAUGAAGCUGAUAUUAGCAGUUCUGCCAACAUUCAGAAAUCUGCACUGUUGCCCUCAACUUUGUCUUCAGGAAAGGCUCGCAGCAAGAAAUGCAAACAAGAAUCUGGAGAUUCUGCAGGGUGUAUAAAGCCCCUUAAAUCACCAAUUUCCCCAGAGUUAAUACAAGUGGAGGAUUUGACCCUGGUGUCCCAGCUUCCUUCUUCUGUGAUAAAUAAAACUAGUCCACCACAACCAGUGAGUGCCCUUAGAUCCUCCAAAAAUAGCCAGCGGAGAAGAAGAUCACAGCGCUUAGAGACUGGUUCGUUGCCUCAUGAUUCUCUAGAAAAAGUUCGUUCUCCCUCUCCAGUCACUGAUGGAAAACAGUUCUCCAUCAAUGUCCCAAAUCAGCUGCCAGCAUUACUGGAGGUUCCCAAUGUUGCUCAUGUCUCACUCGAGAAGCGCGGACUGUGUCUUCCUCUUGACUUAAGCCGUAACUUGGAUGUUUCAGCGUUGUUAACUGCGGAGUCCACUUUCCGUAAUGAAUACCCUAGUAAAGAGAAGGAAGAGAAUCAGGUGGUUGUGUGUCAUUCUUCCAAGGCGGUAACUGAUGGAGGAGCAGCCCCAGUGGCAUCAGGAGCAGUGAAAAUGGAGAAAAGAGCAAAAUUGGAAGAGAGAGGUAAAAAGAAGGAAAAGGAUAAAGAAAGAAAAGAGAAGAAGGAAAAGGAUCAUAAAUCCAAACAGAAGAAGAAGAAGAAGAAAAAGAAAAAAUCAAAACAGCAUGAUUAUUCGGAUUUCGAAGACAGUUCUCUCGAGUACUUGGACAGGUGCUCCUCUCCGUUCACCAGGUCUUCUGGGAGCUCGUUGACACUGCGAAGCACGACCACAGAGAAGAAUACAUCCUACCAGUACCCCAGGGCUAUUCUGUCUGUUGACCUAAGUGGCGAAAACCUCUCUGAUAUGGAGUUUUUGGAUGACUCUUCUACUGAGAGUUUGCUCCUGAGUGGCGAUGAGUACAAUCAGGACUUUGACUCAACAAAUUUUGAAGAAUCUCAGGAUGAAGAGGACAGUCUCAAUGAAAUUGUCAGGUGCAUCUGUGAAAUGGAUGAAGAAAAUGGCUUCAUGAUUCAGUGUGAAGAGUGUCUGUGUUGGCAGCACAGUGUGUGUAUGGGGUUGUUGGAAGACAGCAUUCCAGAACAGUACAUCUGCUACAUUUGCAGGGACCCGCCUGGUCAGCGAUGGAGUGCCAAAUAUCUCUAUGAUAGAGACUGGUUGAAUAAUGGACACAUGUGUGGUCUGUCAUUUUUAAAAGAGAACUACUCUCAUUUAAAUGCCAAAAAAAUAGUGUCAACACACCACCUCCUGGCUGAUGUGUAUGGUGUUACAGAAAUACUGCGUGGCCUACAGCUGAAGAUUGGGAUAUUAAAGAAUAAGCAUCACCCUGACCUUCAUCUGUGGGCUUGUACAGGUGUGCGGAAGGAUCAAGACCAAAUAACUCUUGAAGUGGAAAGAAGGGUACUGGCUGUGCCAGAUACAGUUAACCCCUCUGAAAGGACGUGUCAUGGUCAAAACCAUAAAGAGCCCCCUAGUUUGCCCCAGAGGAUGGAGGAAACGUACAUUACCAGUGAGCACAGUUACCAGAAACCACAGAGUUUUGGUCAAGACUGCAAAUCGAUGACUGACCCUAUAAGCUCAGAUGACGACACCAGCAGUUUUGAAGAUGAUCAGGAACUUCUCUUAGAGGAUAAAAACUGUUUACAGUAUUCAGCUAAAGAAGAUGGUUUCAGCCAUCAGAGGCAUUCGGCCGAAGGGAACACUGUGUUUGUAUUUAAUGAAAAAAGAGGAGCUGAAGAACAUGUAGAUUCCCGUCUUCAGUGGCAGCUAAAUCUCCUCACCCACAUAGAGAAUGUACAGAAUGAAGUCACUAGCAGAAUGGACCUGAUCGAAAAGGAAGUGGACGUUUUAGAAAGCUGGCUGGACUUCACUGGAGAAUUGGAGCCACCGGAUCCUCUUGCACGGCUGCCUCAGCUCAAGCGUCGGAUCAAGCAGCUCAUCUCCGACAUGGGAAAAGUCCAGCAAAUAGCAACCCUUUGUUCAGUAUGACAAAAAGGAAGAUUUCAGGAUUGCAAAAUAGGUCCUUGCAGUGAAAUUCUUAUGAUCCACAAAACUUUAUGGAAAGGGCAAUUAAAACAGAACAGAAGUUUGAACACUACUCCUUGUUCUGUGCAGAUUCUCUCAUCAUUCUGGAGAAGGGGGGAAAUGGUCAGAAUUUCCAGAAAGGUUCACCAGUAUGUUCUGCAAGAUGGUGAAUUAAUGCCUAGACUAUUCCUUCUAUACAAUGGUGUAGAAAUCUCUACGAAUACAUGUUUUAUAUGUUUUCACAGGCAAUAGCAGAAGGGAAAACUCAAAAGGGAGGGGGAAAACUAUUAAGUCCUCGGAGCGACGCUGAAAGAAGUUGUGAAUCUGCAACGUGUUUCUUCCAGUGUACGUAGCAAAACAAGGAGAUUUGUACCUGCCGGUAUUUUUGAAGGAUGGAAAAAUUGAAUGCCCAUUUUUCCUUGUCCAGUGGAUGUGAUCCAGGAAAAUGAGAAGUACUAGCUUCCGUAAUGAAAAUAGAGGGACUUUGUUUUGUUUUUUUGAGGUGGUCUCUUUAUGAAUAUUAUUUUUUUAAGCAAAACCUUACUUGCAAUGAUCUUAUGCUCCCUUUUUAGAAACAAAAGUGGGAGGGUAGUGGUCAGAAGUGCCAAAUAAUGCUUUCGAAAACCACUGAACCAAGAGUGAGGGUUGUUCAAAGGGUGUUCACCUCUCCCCCCACCCUGACUGCCAGCCAGUCCUCCAUGGUGUCAGCAAAUCCAGAAUCGUACCUAGUUUGUUUGUCUUAUCCAUAGCUGCAGUAUUCAGGGCUCACAGUACAAUUUUAAAUUUAUUUAUCCUGGGUGGCUCUGUUUAUCAUCCUCAGCUGGAUUGAGGAAUGACAAGAGCAUCCAAAAUGCCGGUGGCUGGCUGUGAAAACAGGGUCCCAUUUCCCACGUUAAUCAUUUUUAAACUUUCUCUUAGAGAAUGGGAGAGAGAGAGAGAGAGAAAUCGCAACAUGGGUAGACACUACAUGGGUGUCUACCUGCAAGAUAGACCUGUUGAAUGCCAAGAAUCCGAGAAUAGUUGAUCAGUAUCUGUGUCUUUAUCCCAAAUUCACGUUAUUGGAGAAACUGGAGUGUGAUCUGCAGGAGUGCUUGAUGUGAAUGAAAAUCACAAUGUUGGUUGCUGCCCUUUCAGAGUGGAUCUGGAUGAAAAUCUGUUAUCAAUUUAGAUGCAUUGAGUUAUGAGUUGGCGAAGCAUCCUGAAACCAAAGAUAUUCUCUGGUUGCCGUUUUUUAAUUGUUUCUGGACCAAGUCCGAAGCCUUCACUUUGACCUUUGCUCAUCUGCAUUCUUGCUGCACCCAGUGCUACAAUAUACGUGUUGGGCUAUAUGUGCAUGUGUGUGUAUAUGUAUAUAUAUAUAAAUAUAUAUAUAUAUGCACACCCAUCUACAUACUGAAAUCUAGAGACAUAUUUAUAUUGACACAUCUGGUUUUAUUACAAUAGACUAAGACCUUGGUGACAAAAUAUUUAAAAUGUUACCUUUUAACUAGCAGUUUCUUAAAAAAGAAAAGAAAAUGAAAAUAAUGUAUGUACAGGUUUUGAAAUUUGUAAAAUAAAAAAUAAAAAAUUAAAAACAUUUGACAGUUCAAAAGGGGCUGUGUAACAGGUGACAGCAUGAUACUUGAACUCUUUAUGCCUCCCCGACUGGUCCAGUGCUGGUGAUGGGUAUAAAAGCAUACGUGAGCUGCCUGAUGGGGCAGUAAACUUGAAGUUCCCCGGGAUAAGAGUACAAGCCACUGUACAUUACAAAUGUAUUUAAAUUUGCGGAAACACUGUUCUAUAUGUAAGGUACUGUAUGUAAAGCUGUUUAUUAAACUAUUCUGCAUACUCUGCAUUCUUUCACACUUCUUGUUCACCUGCCUGAAAUACUAUUAAAAAAUUACAGACCACCAGA